Messenger RNA from Adineta steineri, 948 nucleotides. The record is from the annotation of a GenBank genome assembly. NCBI's taxonomy places the organism in Eukaryota, Metazoa, Rotifera, Eurotatoria, Adinetida, Adinetidae.
AUGAAAAAGAUUUUUAGUAAAAAGAAAAUCUUUAUUUUAGAACAAAGUCAAACAAAAAAGAAUAAAUAUCAACAAUCUGCAAUUACUGUUGCUGGAGGAAAUGGAUGUGGACAGGAAUUAAAUCACCUCAAUCAUCCUUUUGGGAUCUUUGUUGAUAAUGAUAAAUCAGUUUAUAUUGCUGAUUUUUCGAAUCAUCGUAUUGUUAAAUGGAAAUCGAAUUCAAAUACUGGUCAAAUCAUUGCAGGUGGAAAUGGAAAAGGAAAUCAAAAUAAUCAAUUGAGUCGGCCAACAGAUAUAGUUUUUGAUAAAGAAAACAACUCUUUUAUUAUUUCUGAUUAUGGAAACAACCGAGUAAUUCGAUAUUUUGAUCAAAAUCAAACAAAUCAACAAGUUAUUAUUUCAAAUACUGAUUGUUGGGGUCUGACAAUCGAUAAAAAUGGAUUUAUUUAUACUUCUGAUCGUGCGAAUCAUGAAGUAAGACGAUGGAAACAAGGAGAUGAACAAGGUGAAUUAGUUGCAGGUGGGAAUGGUAAAGGAAAUCAUCUUAAUCAACUGAGCGUUCCUACUUUUAUCUUUAUUGAUGAAGAUUAUUCUCUUUAUAUAUCAGAUUCAAACAAUAAUCGUGUAAUGAAAUGGAAAAAAGAUGCAAAAGAAGGAACUAUUGUUGCUGGUGGAAAUGGUGAAGGAAAUAGUCUCAAACAAUUGUAUCAUCCUGCAGGAGUGAUUGUUAAUCAUUUGGGCCAAAUCUAUGUGGCAGAUUCUCGGAAUCAUCGAAUAAUGCGUUGGUGUGAAGGAGAUGCAGAAGGUGACAUUGUUGUUGGUGGAAAUGGUAAAGGAAACCAAUCAAAUCAAUUGACUCUACCCAGUGAUUUAUCAUUUGAUAAUGAAGAAAAUCUUUAUGUUGUUGAUUAUGGAAAUCAUCGAAUCCAAAAAUAUGAAAAAAUUUGA